Messenger RNA from Knipowitschia caucasica, 1215 nucleotides. NCBI's taxonomy places the organism in Eukaryota, Metazoa, Chordata, Actinopteri, Gobiiformes, Gobiidae. The record is from the annotation of a GenBank genome assembly.
AUGAUGCACUGUGCCGUCCUUCUUCCUAUUGUCUUCAUCAUCAUCUUCAUCAUCUUCAUCAUCAUCAUAAUCUUCAUCAUCAUCAUUAUCAUCAUUUUCAUCAUCAUCUUCAUCACCAUUAUCAUCAUCUUCAUCAUCAUCAUCGUCAUCAUCCUCUUCAUCAUCAUCAUCAUCAUCAUCAUCGUCAUCAUCAUCAUCAUCGUCGUCAUCAUCGUCAUCAUCGUCAUCAUCAUCAUCAUCGUCAUCUUCAUCAUCAUCGUCAUCAUCAUCAUCAUCGUCGUCAUCAUCGUCAUCUUCAUCAUCAUCGUCAUCAUCAUCGUCAUCAUCGUCAUCAUCGUCAUCAUCGUCAUCGUCAUCAUCGUCAUCAUCAUCAUCAUCGUCAUCAUCAUCGUCAUCAUCAUCAUCAUCAUCAUUAUUAUCUUCAUCAUCAUCGUCAUCAUCGUCAUCUUCAUCAUCAUCAUCAUCUUCAUCGGCAUCUUCAUCAUCAUCAUCAUCGUCAUCGUCAUCAUCAUCUUCAUCAUCGUCAUCUUCAUCAACAUCAUCGUCAUCUUCAUCAUCAUCAUUGUCAUCGUCAUCAUCUUCAUCAUCGUCAUCUUCAUCAACAUCAUCGUCAUCGUCAUCAUCGUCAUCAUCAUCAUCGUCAUCAUCUUCAUCAUCAUCGUCAUCAUCAUCAGUAUCUUCAUCAUCAUCGUCAUCAUCAUCAUCUUCAUCAUCAUCUUCAUCAUCAUCAUCAUCGUCAUCAUCCUCUUCAUCAUCAUCAUCUUCAUCAUCAUCAUCUUCAUCAUCGUCAUCAUCAUCAUCAACUUCAUCAUCAUCAUCAUCAUCAUCCUCUUCAUCUUCAUCUUCAUCACCAUUAUCGUCAUCAUCAUCUUCAUCAUCAUCAUCGUCAUCAUCAUCAUCAUCGUCAUCAUCCUCUUCAUCUUCAUCCUCAUCUUCAUCAUCAUCAUCAUCGUCAUCAUCAUCAUCUUCAUCUUCAUCAUCUUCAUCAUCGUCUCCAUCAUCGUCUUCAUCAUUGUCCCCAUCAUCAUCAUCAUCAUCGUCAUCAUCAUCAUCAUCAUCUUCAUCAUCGUCUUCAUCAUCGUGUUCAUCAUCAUCUUCAUCACCAUCAUCAUCAUCAUCGCGGCUCUGACUGUGCAGCCUCAGCACAAACAGAACCAUCCUAAGUUUGGAUCCGGGCUUCAGCUGCCGACAAACUCAAGGAUCAGCAGCAGAUGA